GUUACCAGUUAAAAUGUCUUUAAAACUCUGCUAGGAUAUUGGAGUUUUCCAGCGUAAGGACAUAAUUCCAGGCAACCUUUUUUUAUGGCAGCUUAAUCUCUGAUCAUAUAGAGAUGAGAAGUGCACUCUCUCACAUAACUACCCAAUUACAUGUUUCCUUCUGGUCUGUUCAGAUAUCUGAAGUUUUGCUUCAGAGAAAGAAGAAAAAAAUUUCUUCUACAUUGACUUUCUGCUUCUCAUUGGCUAUACGAAUUGUCAAAAUAUUAAAGUUUUAUGUAAUGGAAGGUUUGUCAUGCAGCCAAUGCCCUCUAAAACUAGCAAUCAAAGUUCCAGUUUCAUGAUUCUUAGGAUUGUUCCAAUCAGAGGAAAGAUGCACGUGGGAGAGCAUUGGUGAAUGGUACAAGAUUUUCGUCAAUCCAAAAAUAAAUGGACUUGAGGAGGUGCAUGCCGUCCCUAAGUGAAGCCUCAAGACAGGAACUUAGUGACGAUAGAGAUAUAUUACAGCAUCUGCUUGUAGAAGGAAAAUCAAAUAUGUAUAUCCAAGCACUCCCACCGUGCAUUUCUAUGAUUUUAUUAGAUGCCACUUGCCAGUUCAUAAAUAAAGAUGAUCAUAUUGAUACCUUAAAAGGACUUCUGCAGAAGAAAGUAUUGUAGCUGCAUUUGUUUCAGCACUCAGUGGGUGAGUUUUAAGCUUUGGUAAUGCAAGAAUUCCUUUUUGAAGAUUUCAUUAUUGUUGUAAGUCUCUAGUCCUAGAGAAGAAACACUUUGUAAGAAUGUUAUUUUAUAGUGGCCAUUUCUACCUGGACUAGGUUCCAUGGUAUUUUCUCCU
This is a messenger RNA of Rubroshorea leprosula, 829 nucleotides long. Lineage: Eukaryota; Viridiplantae; Streptophyta; Magnoliopsida; Malvales; Dipterocarpaceae. The record is from the annotation of a GenBank genome assembly.